Molecule: messenger RNA, 585 nt
Organism: Aedes albopictus (Asian tiger mosquito)
Lineage: Eukaryota; Metazoa; Arthropoda; Insecta; Diptera; Culicidae
Gene: Tim10
Product: mitochondrial import inner membrane translocase subunit Tim10-like
Exons: 2
Coding region: 1-279 (92 amino acids)
Biological process (GO): protein insertion into mitochondrial inner membrane
Cellular component (GO): mitochondrial inner membrane
Source: RefSeq, a predicted model, not a curated record
AUGAGUAUGCCCCAGAUGGAUGCCGCCCAGCAGGCCAAGCUGCAGCUCAUGCAGGAGAUGGAAAUCGAGAUGAUGUCCGAUCUGUACAGUCGGAUGACGCAAGCGUGCCACAAGAAGUGCAUCCCACCCAAGUACAGCGAUGCUGAGCUCGGCAAAGGAGAGUCCGUCUGCCUGGACCGCUGCGUGGCCAAGUACCUGGAAAUCCACGAACGGAUAGGCAAGAAGCUGACGGCCAUGUCCGCCCAGGACGACGACCUCAAGAAGAAGAUGGGCGUUUAGAGUUGCUGGUUCAAUAUCCCUGUAGUUUUAGCUCGAGAUAGUAGAUUGGCUAGUUUUUUUUUUGUUUUGAUUCCUUUUAUAUUGCGUUUAUCAUUGAAAGCCAGGGUGAAGUUAUAACCGCUUUCUCGUUGUGAUGGCAAACCUUCGUCAGGGCUCUCGUGUAAUUUGGAAUGGCCUCAAAGCGGUUCAUAAGUUUUAUUAUGUAUGAAAUACGCUACGAAGCAAGUGUUCUGAAAUGUGCGAAACAAUAAAGAAAAAUGUUUAACCCAGGCUAAUGGUGUUCGGUAACCCAACUGGGUACCUGUA